Eremomyces bilateralis CBS 781.70 is the source of this 2048-nucleotide messenger RNA. RefSeq lists its product as uncharacterized. The transcript is spliced from 5 exons. Gene Ontology annotation, molecular function: amino acid transmembrane transporter activity. Gene Ontology annotation, cellular component: membrane. Lineage: Eukaryota; Fungi; Ascomycota; Dothideomycetes; Eremomycetales; Eremomycetaceae. The record is from RefSeq and is a predicted model, not a curated record. Gene Ontology annotation, biological process: amino acid transmembrane transport. Bases 193 to 1881 code for a protein of 562 amino acids.
CCUAGAUCUGUGGUCCCGUGGAUAGCGUUUCUAAUUGCUACGUAGAUCUCCGCUCAUCCUUGCUGUGAUGCUGUUAGAUUUUGUGCCGCAUAAGACGGCGCCGUUCCCGGCGUAAGAUCGCGUUCUUUCGCUCAAUCCUCCCUCUUUUUCGCAUGCUCCUUCUCCAGUCGACCCCGCAGAUGCAAUUGAACCAUGGCAGAACCGAAAUUCGAUGAAAAGGUCAUUGACCCUCAAAUACAACCACCCGACUACUACCAUAAUGCCGGUGAAGUCGAAGACAAUGCCGACCAUCUUCAGCGACAUCUGGGCAAUCGACAAAUCCAGCUCAUCGCCAUUGGAGGCUCGAUCGGAACGGCGCUCUUUGUGAGUAUCAAUGCCGGUCUUGCCAAUGGUGGUCCUGCAUCGUUGUUCCUUGCAUUCUCCUUGUCCUCAAUUAUGUUGGGUUUAGUGAAUAACUGUGCGGCCGAAAUGUCAACUUACAUGCCUGUUUCCGGAGGCUUCAUCCGUCUCGCCGGGAAAUGGGUCGACGAUGCGUUUGGGGUCAUGGCAGGAUGGAACUUCUUCCUCUAUGAAGCCCUCCUCAUCCCCUUCGAGAUUACGGCUAUAAGCACAGUGCUUUCGUAUUGGCGGGAUGAUAUCCCACCGGCUGCCGUAAUUGCAGUAUGUAUCGUCUGCUAUGCCGUCUUUAACGCGCUUGCAGUGCAUUACUAUGGUGAAUCCGAGUUCUGGCUCUCUGGCGGCAAAGUCAUACUGAUCAUCAUCUUGUUCUCCUUCACGUUCGUGACAAUGGUCGGCGGCAAUCCUAAGCAUGAUGCUUACGGGUUCCGUUACUGGAGAGACCCUGGCGCUUUCGCCGAAUAUCGUACCACCGGCUCCCUAGGGCGGUUUGAGGGCUUCCUCGCAGCACUCUGGACUUCUUCUUUCGCGGUCGUUGGGCCCGAGUACAUCGCGAUGAUAGCGGCAGAAGCGAAGCGGCCGCGUACCUACAUCAAGUCAGCAUUCAAAACCGUCUAUUUCCGCUUCGGGUUGUUUUUCAUGGGCGGCGCUCUGGCCGUUAGCAUUGUUCUUCCUCGCAACGAUCCGACGCUACUUGCGAUUAUCAACGGCGAUGCAGGCGGAUCAGGAACAGCUUCUGCUUCGCCAUACGUCAUUGCGAUGCAAAACCUUGGGGUCGAGGGACUACCCCAUCUGGUCAACGCGCUGUUGGUCACUUCGAUCUUUUCGGCUGGCAAUACUUAUACCUAUUGCGCUACGCGGAGCUUAUAUGGCCUGGCUCUUGAAGGACAAGCGCCUAGUUUUUUCCGGUAUUGCACGAAAAGCGGCGUCCCCAUCGUCUGUUUCGCUUUCGUGAUGUGCUUCCCCUGCUUGGCGUUCCUUCAGCUGGGCAACAAUUCGGCCACUGUGCUUAGUUGGCUAGUGAGCCUUAUCACUGCCGGCGGUAUUAUUAAUUUCAUCGUCAUCUGCUCGACAUACUUGAAAUUUUACUACGCGACUAAGGCGCAAAACUUUGAUCGGAGCAAGUUGCCAUACACUGGUUACCUGCAGCCAUGGUGCGGCUGGAUCGGAUUGUGUUGGAUGAUAUUCGUCGUCUUCACCUAUGGCUAUGCCUCGUUCAAACCUUGGAGCGUCAAGAACUUCUUCAUAAAUUAUACCAUGGUUCUCCUGGCCCCUGUCCUGUUCAUUUUCUGGAAGCUUGUCAAGCGCACGAAAUGGAUCCCGUCAAGCCAGGUGGAUCUUAUAUGGGAGGCACCAAUCAUUGAUGCGUAUGAAUUAACUUUCUACGAACCGCCGCUGAGUUUCUGGGUCGAAAUGUUGCAGUUGAUGGGAAUCAAGAGGAAGGGAAAGGGAGAUCGGAGGUCCAGUAUCGCCAUGCGACCGUAGAAUUCCCCUUAAUGAGCUACGUCGUGUGUGUCGGACAGGACAUGGACUAUGCUUUGGCAGUUAGCACCUUUCCGUAGGGAAACUGCGUUCUACGCUUAAUGAAUGAUCCUAACUUUUUGUUUAUCUACUUGUUGAUACGCGAGAUGAAUGACAGGAAUCUGAGCAAG